UUAAGAAGUGUACCUGCUUGUCCACCCAACUACUAGUACUUGUUUGGCUGUAAUGAUUUUGAGAUUUUUUUUUUCUCUCUUGAGUCAACCAAGGCGGUCGGAUCAUCUCGUGCCGUCCAUACGAACUGCCAAUUCUGCAAGCAGCGUUUCUAACGGUUUCGCUUCGCGGUUCCCUUCACGACGGGAUUCUUAGGGUCAUUCCUUUCAGGACGGGAUUCUCUCUCCAUUCCCUUCGCGAUUCUCCUCAAAGGGAAGCUGUUGGAGAUGAGAGGAAAUAAAGGGAAUAGAAACGGGGAAGAAAAUCGGGAAAGGAAUAAAAUAAAGAGAAUAUGCUGCUUGGUGGAUGGCCUGUCUUAAAGCUGAUCUUCGGGGCUUCGGUUGGGUCGAACAUUCAAGUCUGAGCUCCUUGCUAUGGUCUGACCUUGUUACUUUGUGUUACUGAUUCCGGCUACUUUAAGGUGUGGAAAAACUGUGUUAGUAAGUAUGGAAAAUGAAUGUUAUGUUAGUAACUUCGAAUUCCGUGUAAUACAAAAGCUGUGUACUGCAAACGCUGCUCAUAUGGCAAUCGUGUGUGUUGAUGAGUGAUUACUCUCUAUUCUAUUUUGCAUUUUUUUUUACUGACAGAGAACGUGUAUAGGACCUCAUAAACUCUAUUAGGUGUACUUCCCGCGCGUUGCUGUGGGUUUUAUUAUGCAUUCAAAUGUAAAACCACCGGACUAGUAGCUUGUUUGUGUAAGAGAUGUUGAUAUAUGUAUUUAAAUGUUCCAACAUUCAAUGCAUCCGAAUUUUUUUUGCCCGACAUGGAAGUUUACCCGAAAUUCAGCAAAAAAUAGGCGAAAAAUUGAAUCCUGGUCUGGGGAGUAUAACUUUGGGGAAACUCAAAUUUGAGGCCUGUUUCGUACUGAUAUGCAAAAGAAACCCACGGAGCCGAAUGUGGCAGAGGACCAAGCCCACCCUUGCGACCCUCCUAAUAUCACUAUUUGAAAUUAGGAACCCUAAACUAUCGUAUACAUUAACAAAAUGUGUGCCAGUUUGGUGAUGCCAUGUUGAGUUUCUGCACCAAACAAUUUACCUUGGAGUUUACGUGUUUAAGAAAUAGCAUAUAAUCUAUUUAUAAACCUCAUCGUGCUUGAGGUAUGGAACAAACAGUCAAUUUUCUUACGUAAAUUCUUAGUUGCAAAUCCUUUUUUCUCCUUUUCACGUGCAUGUGCUUUCUUCCUUAACGCACCCCUGAACACUGAGGAAUCCAACUUUGCGUGCCCUUUGAAGCAUGUGCCUUUAUUCAUUGAGUCCCAAUUACUCCUUCUGGUUGCAAAUGUAGGUCGUUUUAGCCUCCUCAACUAUUCUCUAAAUAUAAGUCAUUCUCGAACUUCUAUGCAUUUUUUUCUCUUUUGUUCCCGUCUUGCCCUUUUUAAUAAAUACUACUAUUCUCACAAAUGAAUGAGUUAUCUUUUCUAAUACAGAAUAAAUAAAGGACAACAAGAUCAUUUGAUCUACUUUCUUAAUCCUUGUGCACAAAUCUAAAACAACUUUCAUUUACAAUCGGAGGGAGUAAGUAUUUGUCACCUUAAGCUCUUAGCAACAUCAAUUCCUUGCUUGUCCGAGUAACUCAGACACAUUGCUCUAGUGAUUCUGGUUCUAUAUAACAAGACUGCAGCAAGGGGCAAUUUCCUUGUCCACCUAACUACUUGUUUGGCUGCAUUGAUUUUGAGAUUUUAUUUCAACCAAGGCAGCUGGAUCAUAUUAACUGCCAAUUCUGCAAGCAGCAUAUGGAAGCCGGUGCAGCUACAACUAGAUCAUCAGGAGGAGCACAAGCACCGAUGGACAGACGUCUCAUGGCGGCAGCCAAAUCUGGUGAUGCCACAUCAAUGAUUGAUCUUGCUCAUGAUGACCCAGGCGUGCUGCUUGGAACAACACCACAGGGGAACACCUGCCUCCAUAUCUCCUCCAUGCACGGCCACCAAGGGUUCUGCAACGAGGCCCUGCGGCUGAACCAGUCUCUCCUCACCGCGGUCAAUGCGGAUGGGGAGACACCACUGCUCACCGCCGUGACAAGGGGUCAUGCUUCUUUGGCAUCUUUUUUACUCGGACGCUGCCGUGAUCAGCAGCUGAGCGAGGCGAUCUUGGCGCAAGACAAGCAUCGGUAUAAUGCUCUCCACCAUGCCAUUCGCAGCGGCCACAGGGAGCUCGCACUGGAGUUGAUAGCAGCGGAGCCUGCCUUGUCACGAGCCGUGAACAAAUACAAUGAGUCACCCAUGUUCAUAGCGGUCAUGAGAAAUUAUGAAGAAGUCUUCGAGAGACUGUUGGGGAUUCCUGAUUCUGGACACGGGGGAGCCUGUGCCUGCAAUGCUCUGCUUGCUGCCGUGAGAAAUGGCAAUUCAGUUAUCGCUAAAAAGAUUAUUGAGACACGUCCUCGGCUGGCCACAGAAGAAGAUAUGGAUGCGAAUACGCCAAUGCGGAUGGCUGUACUUUGGGACCAGAUUGACGUUCUAAGAGUAUUGUUGGAACAUGACUGCUCUUUAGGGUAUGAAGUAAGCACAAGAGGUAAUCCUCUUCUUACUUCAGCCGCAUUUCGAGGCAAUGUAGGUGUCGCUCGGGAGCUUCUUAACCAUUGUCCGGAUGCUCCCAGUUGGGAUCCAAAUGAUGACUGGACAUGUCUUCACGAGGCUAUAUCGGAAGGUCAUGAAAACUUCGUAGAAUUUAUCCUGCGGGCCCCACAGCUUCAGAAAAUCGUUAACAUGCGGAACAGAAAUGGAGAUACUGCUCUGCAUAUCGCAGUCCAAAAGUGCAAUCCGAAGAUUGUCUCUGCUUUACUGCUUCACCAAGACAUAGACGUUACAGUUGUUAACAACAUUGGUAACCCAGCAACCUGGCAAUUGUCUGCUGUCUCCGAUCAUGCCAAGACUUUGAACUGGAAUGAAGUGUCCAUGCUUAUGUUGAAAGCUGAUCCAGAAGGCGCAGCAUGUACUUAUAAUCUCAAAAACGUCGUCAAGGCUACAGUAGCUAAAGCAUCAAGGAAGGAUGUCAGGUCACUGACUCAAACAUACACAAGCAACACUUCCCUAGUGGCGAUCCUCAUCGCGACGAUUACCUUCGCCGCCGCUUUCACCUUGCCCGGAGGAUAUAGCAGUGACGCUGGAAGUGAGGGGGUUCCCAUCAUGUCAAGGAAGCUCGCGUUUCAAGCAUUCUUGAUCUCCGACACCUUAGCAAUGUGCUCCUCACUUGCCGUUGCCUUCAUAUGCAUCCUAGCCAGGUGGGAGGACCUUGAGUUCUUGCUUUACUAUAGAUCUUUUACAAAGAAGCUUAUGUGGUUUGCAUACGUAGCAACAACCACGGCAUUUGCAACUGGUUUAUACACAGUUCUGGCCCCUCGUCUCCUAUGGUUGGCUAUUGCAAUUUGCAUUCUGCCAAUCUUAUUGCCCACUCUUACCAAGCUGCUUGGUGAAUGGCCAGUCUUGAAGCUCAAGUUUCGGUUGGGUCGAACUUUCAACUCUGACCUCCUUGAUAUGGUCUGACCUCGUCACUUUGUGUUGUUGAUUCCGGCUACUUUAUGCUCGCAUUGUUUGUUCCAAGACAUGUUUAAACAUUGUAAAAGAAUGUUAUGUUAGUAAUUUGGAUUUCUGUGUAAGACCUAAGCUAUGCAUUGAGAACGCUUCUAGUUUGC
This is a messenger RNA of Phragmites australis (common reed), 3664 nucleotides long. Its product is annotated as ankyrin repeat-containing protein NPR4-like. The record is from RefSeq and is a predicted model, not a curated record. Bases 1770 to 3515 code for a protein of 581 amino acids. Gene Ontology annotation, molecular function: protein phosphatase 1 binding; protein phosphatase regulator activity. Gene Ontology annotation, cellular component: plasma membrane. The transcript has 6 exons. NCBI's taxonomy places the organism in Eukaryota, Viridiplantae, Streptophyta, Magnoliopsida, Poales, Poaceae.